This is a messenger RNA of Galleria mellonella (greater wax moth), 3207 nucleotides long. Its product is annotated as histone H2A deubiquitinase MYSM1-like. The record is from RefSeq and is a predicted model, not a curated record. Bases 55 to 2079 code for a protein of 674 amino acids. Gene Ontology annotation, molecular function: metallopeptidase activity; polyubiquitin modification-dependent protein binding. Gene Ontology annotation, biological process: double-strand break repair. Gene Ontology annotation, cellular component: BRISC complex; BRCA1-A complex. The transcript is spliced from 10 exons. NCBI's taxonomy places the organism in Eukaryota, Metazoa, Arthropoda, Insecta, Lepidoptera, Pyralidae.
GUGCAAGUCUAUUGUUGUGGUCUGUGCUGUGUUUAUAAAAAAAUAUAAUAUAAAAUGGCGGACGACGAUGAGAUUGACGUCUUAGGAGAUUUCUCUUUUAAUUCUUGUUUUGCUCAAAAUAGUCAAGGAAUCCCUUCUUGUUCUAAUCGCGAGGAUACAGUGCACCCACAGUGGCUUCUUGACUCUACUGCUACCAACUGGUAUGAUAUCCAGAAUAAAGGUUCACAUAGGGAGGGAACAAAAACUACAUCAAGUAGUUCAUUAGAAAGAGACACUACUGAUAUCUACACAGCAUGGACGGCAGCUGAGAGAGACACAUUAGAGAAAGAAAUGGCAAAAUAUGGCAGAAAUAUCAGUAAAAUAUCACAAACAUUGAAAACAAAGACUGAGGUAGAAAUUCAAGCUUUAAUUGAUGCAGAAUACGGUAUUCUUCUUGAUACCCCAACAUUUGUGUUGGAGAGUGAAGAACCUGACGGUGUACCAUCAGUGGUUCAGGAGGAAAUAGUGACAGAUGACACUCCAAAUAUCAUUGAUGCCAUCGAACCAAAUGCAAAAUUAAAAAUUCCAAAAAAGAAAUAUAUCAAAUCAAAAAACAGUUUAUUAAAACCAGAUGUGUUACACAAUGCAAAAAUUGGUACAGUGGAUAUAGACCCCAAAGAGAUAUUCUAUGAAGACGACUUGAUGUUAGGUUCAACUGAAUCUAUAGGGUCUGAUAUGGACUUAACAGAUAUUGUAUCACAAAAUAUUGAAAAGUAUCAGAAGGCAAAAGUUGGUAAGAAAAUGGGUAAUCAUAGAAGGAAAAUAUCUGGCAGUGAUAAAAACAAACAGAGAAAUAAAUCUAAGGAUCUCAUAAAAUCACCUCAAGGGAGACAAAGGAAAGAUUCUAAUUUAUCAGAAGAUAAUACAAAGAGUCCCAGAAUGCAAAUAAUUUUAGGUUCAGGGCAGGCUUUGCCCUUGUCAGAAGGGGAGCAAGUGAUAAAAAUUGAGAAAAAGAAAGACUCUGAUCCAGAAAGUGAUAUAGAAGUAGAUAUAGAUAGUGAUAAUGAUAAUUCAAUCAAAAAUAAAACAAAAACUGAUGAAACUGAGUCGAAAUUGGUUGAUGAGGCACCAAUAGCUGUGCCUCUCAGUAACUUUGAACCAAUGCCAAAGAGGCAGAAAAAAAUUAUGAAUCUGGCGGGAGACGGCGGCUACACAAUAAUGCACACGGAGGCCGGCGACCUUGUAGCGGUGGGUACUGAGCCGCGCCGGAGGCCGCGUCGACCGCCGCGGCCUCAGCAGCAGCCCAUACCGUUGCUUCCUUGCCGCGUCUACAAUGCUGACAAGCCGGCUCCAUUCCGCGUGCGCAUGUACGUAUCGGCGCUGAUCAGUAUGGACGCGCACGCGCACACGUCCCGCGCCGAGGUCAUGGGGCUGCUCGGCGCCGCGCCGCCCGCGCCGGCCGCGCCGUCCGUGCCCGCCGACGACGCACUGCACACCGUCACCGUGGUCUCGUACCGACCCGCAGCCGCCUCUGCCGAACUCACACACUGUGAUAUGGAUCCCGUGUCGGCGGCGGCGGCGGCGGCGGCGCUGGGCGCGGGCGGCGGCGGCGGCGCGGCGGGCUGGCACCACUCGCACCCGCGCUGGGCGGCGGCGCCGUCGGCGCGCGACCUGAACACGCAGCGCCGCCUGCAGCGUGCGCUCGAGCGCGGCCCGCCCUUCCUCGCGCUCAUCACCUCGCAGCACUGGCCCGUCGGCCGCACCGCCUCGCACUACCGUUGCAUUCGCGUAGAGGAAGACGAGGGUGACGAGAACAACCCGGUGGGAUACCAGCUCAGCGUGAAACUGGUUCCAGACCUCACCCUGGAUAACCUGCCGGCCUACCUCGAAGAGAUCAUCACAAUCCUGUGCUAUGAGACAGAUACGAGUCCCAGCCAGUACAUGGUCGACUUAGCCAAUGAUAUCUGUCCUCAGGCAAAGAUGUCUUAUCUCGAAAAGUGUAUUUCAAGUAUAUCCCACCACAUGCGCUCCGCCGGCUACGAUGACGAGGACCCCGUCGUGACACGACUGAUACAAGGCAUCCGGGACAUCUUCAGAUAACACGCAAUUGAAAAUUAGCUGGUUUUUCAAUUAUGUAAUCAUUGCUUAUAUUGACUAGUUGAUGGAAGCAAUGGUACGGAAUGGCCAAUUCCGUGUGGGAUCCGAGAAGAAUGCGACUUAUUGUGGCUUUGUUUCGUAAAAGAGAAAUUAAUGUGUGAUAUUGGAUUUGUUUUUAUUUUUUAAACACACAUUCACUAAUAUUUUUCCAAUAACUUUUAAACUAAGUCAGUGUCUAGUUUGGCAAGGCAGUAAUUCAGAAUACAUACCAUAUUACAGUACAUAAGGCAGACAACAAAAUUUAAAAAAAAUAUUGUUUUGGUCUCUAUUCGUCUUAUUAAGAUCCCUAAUAUUAUUUUUUCUUGAAUAUCACCCAUGCACAGACAUAGUCUAAUUACAAUUUUAAUAUAUUAAAAAUAAUUAAUAAAACAAAAGAAAGUGGAGAUAGAAAAAAAAUACUAAAACUAUUCUCUCUCUCUCUUUCUCUAGCGGACAUAAACAAACCUCUUUAAAAGUGAAACUUAGAAGCGUAAAACAUACAGAUUGAAUCGAUUCAAAAGUGAGCAAAGCAUUGUUUGAUACGUAUAAAUUUUUCUUUAUUCAAUUGCAAUAUUGAAAUAAGUACAAAAUAGUCUUUUCAUAAUUUCUAGGCGUUUAGCGUCGAAUGCAAAAUUUUAUAGGUGGAGAUUUUAUUUAUUUUAAUUUUAAGAAAGUAUGGCAAGUUUGACUGCUAUUUGAGAAUAACUUAAUUUUUGUACCAUUAUGUAAUUACAUUGUGUAACAUAUAUAAUAAAUGAUUAAUAUAUAAAACUAAGGGAAUUGUGCCUAAAAGACAAUAAUGCGUCGAGAUACGCGAAGAUGAAGAAAAUAAAGAAUUGUAAGCUCAUAACAACAAUGGAGCUAAAUAUGUAUAAUAUAAUUUGUGUACAUAAUUGUUUAUUUUAAACUCUCCCUUUCGUUAGUGUUUUACUUAACUAAAUAAUUUUAUGAGUGAAUUCGUUAAACCUUGAUCUUUGAACACAAACAUUAAGUUCUUUAUAGAAAAUUCCAAUUCUGCCAACGCCCAUGUAUUGUGUACAUAAGAUUGUAAAGGUAUGAGAAUGUAAAUAAAAUAAUUAUAACAUUUCGCAA